AUGCAUAACAUCCUCGACCAGGGCGUGAAGAAGCUCUCCAAACACCUCUGGCCGAACAAGACUGUGCCCGUCAACUUGACUAACCCACUUUUACCUGAAGAUCAUAAAAAAUUACUGAGAUAUUCAAUGCAAUAUGUUAACAACCACACCUGCCUACGCUUUAUGGAGUCUAAGAAGAUCAAUACGUAUCACCAACUGGUGGUGAUGCCCACUGAGGAGAAAUUUUGCUCCAAUACGAUCGGGUACUUACCCAGCUCCUCUCUCCAGCAGCUGAUGGUCAUAGCUCCCUCCUGUUGUGUCUCCAACUGGCACUUGAUCCACGAGCUGUUGCUUGUGGCUGGCCUCUACCCAGAACAAAGACACUUCUACCGCGAUAAGUACAUCGAUGUCCAUGAGAAAAAUAUAAAGCCAAAAUAUCGUGGUAGUUACAAGAAGCUCGAGGGUAACUUAGGCUUGCUCAUGACGCAGGGUCUUCCUUACGACUACAUGAGCCUCAUGCACUUCCCCCAGGGCGCCUUCGCCCUCAAUAAAUCUCUCCCAACAAUGACGGUAAAACAUUGGCUUAUUGGCACUCUAGGUCAGCGACAAAUAAUCAGUGCCACUGACGUGGCACGUAUCAACCGUUUAUAUGGGUGUUGGAACUAUUACACCGGCGACGACAUCAAUGGCGCUGUGCCCUACAAGAUUUGGAACAGCACGCUCAUGUCUAUUUGA
Messenger RNA from Homarus americanus (American lobster), 714 nucleotides. Its product is annotated as zinc metalloproteinase nas-7-like. Lineage: Eukaryota; Metazoa; Arthropoda; Malacostraca; Decapoda; Nephropidae. Bases 1 to 714 code for a protein of 237 amino acids. The transcript has a single exon. The record is from RefSeq and is a predicted model, not a curated record. Gene Ontology annotation, biological process: proteolysis. Gene Ontology annotation, molecular function: metalloendopeptidase activity; zinc ion binding.